Molecule: messenger RNA, 3178 nt
Organism: Astyanax mexicanus (Mexican tetra)
Lineage: Eukaryota; Metazoa; Chordata; Actinopteri; Characiformes; Acestrorhamphidae
Gene: chka
Product: choline kinase alpha
Exons: 12
Coding region: 168-1421 (417 amino acids)
Biological process (GO): phosphatidylethanolamine biosynthetic process; CDP-choline pathway
Cellular component (GO): cytoplasm
Molecular function (GO): ethanolamine kinase activity; choline kinase activity
Source: RefSeq, a predicted model, not a curated record
CCGCACGCAGGCAGGGCGAGCAGCGAGGCGCACUAGUUCAUUGUAGCUAACGGUACUGCGUACGCGCGUCUGUCCUCCCCGCUCCCCACAGUCAGAGCCGCUCCUGCAGCACACACAACACAGUCACCGCGGCCUGUGAGAGCCCGAGUUCCUCAGUAAAGGCAGACAUGAAGACCAAAUUCAUCAAUGGGGUCUCCUCGUCCCCCUCCAUGUCUCUGGGUUUACUAGUGACAGAAAACGCGCUCCAGGUGCAGCCGGACACGGAGCCCGCCUGUAAAGACAUACGGCCAGACGAGCCCGACCAGCAGACCAAGCAUAAGGCGUUCCUGUGGUGCAGAGAGUUCCUCCACGGAGCCUGGAAGACUGUUGAAGAAAAUGAUUUCCAGAUCACAGUCAUCAGGGGGGGUCUCAGUAACAAGCUGUUUCUCUGUGCACUCCCAGAAGAGCAGCAGAGUGUUGGGGAUGAGCCGAGGAACGUGCUACUGCGCCUUUACGGAGCCAUUCUGCAGAUGUCCUGUAAUAAAGGGGAAUCCAGACAGUCAAACAAAGACAAUCACUUUCAAGGAGCUGAAGCUAUGAUCCUGGAGAGUGUGAUGUUUGCCAUCCUGGCCGAGAGGCAGCUGGGCCCUAAGCUCUAUGGCAUCUUCCCUCAGGGGAGACUGGAGCAGUUUGUGCCAAGCCGGAAGCUUAAUACGGAUGAGCUGAAAAUUCCCAGCAUAUCUUCUGAGAUUGCUGAGAAAAUUGCCAAGUUUCACAGGAUGAGAAUGCCUUUCAACAAAGAGCCCAAAUGGCUGUUUGGCACCAUGGAAAAAUACAUGAGUCAGGUGCAGAGCCUGGCCUUCACCAGAGAGACACACCUGCACAAGUUCUCCCGGCUUAUGAGUUACAAUCUGCGUCAGGAGAUGGAGAGCCUCAGGUGUCUACUGGAAUCCACACAAUCUCCUGUUGUUUUCUGCCACAAUGACUUACAAGAAGGAAACAUCUUGCUUUUGAGUGGCCGGGAGAACAUGGACAAGCAGAAACUCAUGUUGAUUGACUUUGAGUACAGCAGCUACAACUACAGAGGAUUUGACAUCGGAAACUUCUUCUGUGAGUGGACCUAUGACUACACCUGCGACGUGUCUCCAUACUUCAAAACAACCACCAAGAAUUACCCCACCAAAGCUCAGCAGAUGCAUUUCUUCAAAAGCUACUUGUUGGAGUAUGACCCAGGAAUAGCGAACCUGGGUGAGGAAGAUCAGCUGAAACUCAGAGAGGACAUGUUGGUGGAAGUUAACAGGUUUGCCCUUGCCUCCCACUUCUUCUGGGGUCUGUGGUCCAUAAUCCAGGCGCGAAUAUCCACCAUCGAGUUUGGCUAUCUGGACUAUGCCAUGGCCAGGUUUGACUCGUACUUUGAGCUGAAGAAGGAGCUGGGCAUUUGAAUUAAUGCUCUAGGGACACAGAACAGAGGGACAGCUGCUGCUCUUAAGUCUUAAGCUGAAAGGAGCAAAGUGGAGACCAAUGACCUGGCUUUCACUAGAAAGAGGGGUGCUUUGCUACUGUAAUGGCUACAAGGUGCUGCAUGGACCAAAACCAGUGCCACUUACCUUCACUCUGCAUCAGGCCCGAUGUAUUGAAUAGUGUGCCAUGCCUUGCUUCUCAGUGUUAACCAUUUUGAGCUCCAAUUUUUUUCAUUCACACCUGCCUGGUUGUAAAAGCUUUAGGGCAGACAAAAGAUAGAUUAUAAUAAUGUCAGCAAAACAACAUGAAAAAAUAUAAAGCCAGUAUAAAUACUUGGCUGCGCAGAUAGACAAACAUAUCAUAUUAUACUGCACUAACUCUAACUAGAAGCUAAGCUGCACCAGUCUGUGGUGGAAAAGUACUCGACCCUGAAGUGCCACGUGUGGCAUUUUUAUUGCAGUAGGCAAUACUCCGUUCUGUUAUAUUUACAGCCAAUGGUAGGAAAUGUGAAUGAAUGAGGUUCAGAUACAUGGACCUCAAGCUAAAAAGCGGUACAACAGAUCAAACUCUGUUGGCACUGUAGAUUUAACGAUUUCUAGUGUUGUGGGAUAUUUUUACACUCAUCCAACUUUUUAUGUGAAGUUUUACAAUCCUUAAUAUUGUGGCUUUACCUCUUCUUUUUCUCUACUUGAACAACCAUUAGCUGUUUAUUUUCUUUCUGUGGCAGUAGGUCAAUAGAGCAAUAGAGUGAAAAACAGAUAUCCUGUGGGACUGGGCCAUCUGCGUCUGAGUGUGAUUUGUUAUUACAUGAGAAAAACACUGAGUCGUAACAGCUAGUUCUAUUAGCUUUACUGGCUCAUCCAAAUUGUGCAUACAGUGGUAACUGUCAAAUUAAAUGUCGUGUCACUUAAUGACAAUCUUUCCCUUUUGAAAUCAUUUUUUUAUAUACCAGCUUGUAUAUUUUUACUUUUUAGACUGCAAGAUCAUUUUGUAGAAUGUUUCAGUGUGUAUUACCUUGUAAUAACAGUUAAAACUGGACACUACUUCUCUGUGAUUAUUUUUUUUUAAACCUGGUAUGUAUGUACUAAACUGUGAUAAAUAUUUCACUUUUUUUUUUACAAUCUAAGCUAUACUAUAUUUUUGAGUAUCUUGUUAUAAUAUUUACUUGCAAGUGCUGAGACAGUGUAUUAAUUCUGCUAACAUUACUGUGAAGGUCACUCUUUGUACCGGUCCCUAAAGAAAGUACUGGUCGGUCUAUAAAGAACUUUCUCUUUCCUUGAAUGGAAGAUGUGUUUUUUCUUAAUAAGAAAGUUGCGCUCUUUGAAAGAAUUGAAAUCAAUUUUCUUUAUAAUCACCAGUGUAAUAUCUAAGUAUUAAUUCCACAUAUUUAAAUCUCUUUAAACAGUAAUAUUAAUUCUGUCAGUGUUUUGGUAUCUACAACCAGCUAGAGUUGGGUGAAUGUAAUGAAGCAUAAUGUAUAAGUCAUAUCCUAUAAUGUCAGACAUGAACCUGUCCCAACUCCCCAGGCCGUGAAAGGAUAUGUGUGUACAGUUCUAUGGGGUGAUUUCAAAUCAUUCUACAGAUUGCUCUCUGUGUAUUGUAAUGUAGUUAUGCUAUACUUCUUUAAAAAGGGAGAAGCUUUUUCAUUCCUUUGCAAACUUCAUCAGUGUUCUGUAAUUAUGCAGACUGUGCUUAUAAACGGUAAAUAAAAUUAUGCAAAAAUGAUAAAAUGAUAAAA